AUGCUGUUCUCCAUUGUCUCCAUCAUGGUGGCGACGGUGGCAUAUUCUCAAAGUGCGACAGUGGACCCAAGCCUUCUAGUCGAUAUCUUUGGAACGCCGCCACCUACCACAAGACCUGCCAACUCCCCGCCUAGAUUAGAGGAUAUAACAGUGCGGCCAACUCAAAGCGGCGCAUUGUUUACAAACGGCGAUGGAGAACAGUGUCAGUGCGUGCCGUACUACCUCUGUGAUUCAAAUAAUGCCUCAACAUACCUCACCGAUCCUAAGUUCAAUGGAUACGGGACUUUAGAUAUAAGAUUUGGAGGUAAAGAAGAUUGUCAAGAGACUGUAGAACGUUGCUGCAAGAACCCCUUGCCUGAACCCCCACCAGAACCUGUGACCCCUGACCCUACGACGAUGAGGGGUUGUGGUUACAGAAACCCUAAGGGUCUGGACUUCACCAUCACAGGAGGAUAUGGUAAUGAAGCUCAAUUCGGGGAAUUCCCAUGGGUAGUGGCGUUGCUGGACGCCACUAAGGCCUUAACCUACGUGGGGGUGGGAGUGCUGAUACACCCACAAGUGGUCAUGACUGGAGCUCAUGUAGCUUUUAAAUACGCCCCCGGCUCUUUAAUAGCUCGCGCAGGAGAAUGGGACACACAGACAAAUAAGGAACGGCUCAAAGCUCAAGAGCGAAUCGUACAAGACAUGGUUAUUAGAGAAGAUUUUCAUCCAAAGAGUCUUCGCAAUGACAUCGCACUCCUCCGUCUGCAGGAGCCCGUGGACCUCAUGGACCAUAUCAACAUCAUCUGCCUCCCGCGCCAGGACGAGGACUUUGACACUUAUAGGGACUGUGUGGCUAACGGAUGGGGGAAGGAAAAUUUUGGUCUCAAGAACCGAUACGCGGUAAUAUUAAAAAAGAUCGAAUUAGACAUGGUGCCAUUCAAUCAAUGCGAAUCUCUACUUAAGAAAACCCGACUGGGCUAUAGGUUCAAGUUAGACAAGAGCUUCGUUUGUGCUGGCGGUGAAGAAGGAAAGGAUACCUGCUCGGGUGAUGGUGGAGCUCCCCUCGCUUGUCCUACAGGAAGGGAUAACCGAUAUAAGCUAUCCGGGCUCGUUGCAUGGGGCAUUGGUUGCGGGGAGAAGGACGUUCCCGCAGUAUACGCCCGAGUGUCUAUGUUCCGGAAAUGGAUAGAUGACAUCAUGUUAUCUUGGGGAUACUCUACGGACGGAUACACUUUGUAUGAAAAG
This is a messenger RNA of Brenthis ino (lesser marbled fritillary), 1227 nucleotides long. NCBI's taxonomy places the organism in Eukaryota, Metazoa, Arthropoda, Insecta, Lepidoptera, Nymphalidae. The record is from the annotation of a GenBank genome assembly.